AUGGCAACCUGGCCUGUGCAUGACUUGUACUGGCUGACGUUCUUGACGACCCUUUGGAUCUUCGGGCGAUCUAUAGCUGUGGCUGCGGUCGCAAAGAAGAGGGUGAGGAGGAGAUCGACUGAUGAAUGCUAUGGUACCGUCUGUGGGUAUUCCGAAGACUUGCUCGAUGGCAGGCUAUGGAGGAAAACAGGCAGUACACUGCCAGGAAUGGAAGAACGCUGCCGCACAUGGAAUGCAAGCGUGCCUCUUUCCGCAGGAUGCUGCCCAAGGUCGUUGUCCGUUUGCUGCUCGUACACCUCGACUGAUCAACCCUCACGGCUCGGAGCCACCUGCUGCUUCUGCAAUCUCGCGUCAGUUGGGGAAGGGCCAGUGGAUCCGGAAUUCAAGGUCAUGAUUGAUGGGCCUGCGUGCUGUUGGGAUCUUUGCCUCGAAGCACAGAAACGGGCGCAGAAUGGCCCAGUAAUCACACAUCCGAGUUUGCCGAAGAAGAUCGAGGACUCGACAAUGACGAAGGAGUAUCUUGGUUCCGUGAAAGGCAUAUGGUACUCAGAAUGGAUGAUUCUAUGGCCCAUGGAUCGGCUCGACAAUGACGAAGGAGCAGCUUCGUGGCGUGGACGUCCUCCGGUAUUCAGAGUGAUGGUUCCAUGGCCUAUGGAUCGGACAGGCGGCAACUUCGUUCAUGUGGAGAGCAGCGGCGAUGGAGCUCCAGACGACCAUGCGACAUGCUGCAACUCUGCAAGAGAUUUCUUGAGUGCAGUCAUCGAAGGCGCGUUUCCUGCCAGGACGGUGUUCCCAUCACGAUUCUUCCUUCAACAUGCUGCAGGCUUUCCUGAGUCCUCGAGAUGCGUUCCCAUGAUUCGCUGCUUGGCCACUGCAUGUGAAGCUGCAUCUUGCAGGCUCGUCUCCGCCCCACGCGGCCGAAUGUCGCCGUGGUUCACCAUUCCGCUGUAUUGCACCGCCGGGAGUGUUCUUGAACAGUUCUGUAUCCCUUCUCCCAGCUCGCAACUCAAGGACCACUCGGGACUCGGGAAGAGAUUGUCGGUCAUGUCGCUCCGAUUCGGGGAUCACGAGGGCUGUCGUAUCGCGCAGGAUCAGGAGAAAGCUCGCAGAGGCGCGAUGCUUCGGUGUUUGCAUGCUUCACUGCUGGGGCUCGAGGUUGGGGGUGGCGCAGCAUUCGUGGCCGAUGUGGUACUCCGCGAUGGUCUGGGUCUGACUGCGAAGAAGAUGGUGAUUGGGGGUGCGACCGAUUGUUGCCGCCGCGUGACGGACAUAGCGAGGCUGGAAGGCAAUGAACGACUCAAGUUCGAUGUGCGGACUACUCCUGCACGUGUGGUGACCUUGCUGGGGCGCUCUCUGGCUUGGGACUUCGGCGAUGGUGAUGGUGACCAAGGCACUAUCCUCGCUCAUCACCUGCACCGACUCACACGUUCUGGCUCAGCGUCAUUCACAGUGGCACACUCCUCCCACUACACCUUCGUCACCCGGCAACAGCAACAGCCACCAUGCCCUCCUCUACGUGGGGCAAUGCUCCAGCUGAUUGAUCCCUGGUAUUCUCUCCAAUUCCUGGAAGACCGACGCCAAUCUCCCUUCCAGGUAUGCCUUCGACAUAGCAACAACCACUGUCACCAUAUGCACCUCCACUUGGGCCACAUAGUCAUCAUGGCCACCUCUGCGUUGUGCACCUUCGCCCAUCACGCGCACGUCGCUGGGAUACCCGCGGAUGCCGUCGACAACUCCUGGAAGGCCACAAUCGACACCGGUGCGGGCGGCGAUGCUGGUGGUUGGCAGGCCGAUGCUGCCCUCCAUGCUGGUCUCAGCUGUGACUAUGGUGACUGCGCCCAUUUCGUCUUCUUCGCCACCUUCCCCAAGGACACCCGCGAGAUGGCCCACAACUACACAAGGUACCCCAAGGAUGCCCACCACGCCGAUUUCAUGUUCUCCGCCACUUUCCCCAAGGCCCUUGCGAGACGACGGCGUGGAACUGCAUGGCUCAAGAACAUGUUCGCUUGCGUGCCGGCCAUUCUGACCACGCCCAUCUCACGUUCUCCGCCUCCGCCACCUCCGUAUGGGCACUCGCGACAUGGCGCGCGCAACUACACGAGCCAAGGACGAUUGUCAGAUGAUGGCGCUCAACGACUUGUCCCAACGAUGCCGACCACCCCGAUCUCACGUUCUCUCCCACCUUCCUCAAUGGCGCACGCGAGAUGGCAGGAACCCGCAUGGCCCAAGAGUAUGUUCCCUUGCGUGUCCGCCGUGCUGGUCAGGCCCACAAGAACAUCAAGCAAUCAGGAAAUCCUCUGCGUUGAGUUGGGCGGGAUGUUCUCUGCCACUUUCCUCAAUGGCACUCGAAUAUGUUCGCCCCACAAGAACAUAAGCAAGCAGGAAAUCCUCUACGUUGAGCAGGAUGUUCUCCGCUACUUUCCUCAGUGGCACUCGGUUAUGUUGGCGUGCGUGUCUGCUGUAAUGGUCAGGCUCAUGCCAAUAUCAAGCAGGAUGCCAACCGCCGGGCUGUCUGAGACUACGCUCAUUUUCUGCAGCUCCAAGCCAGCACAUGAAAUCACCGAGUUGAUGUUUGCUUCCAAGCCGGAGCGCGCCCUCAUUUCCUGCAACUCGAAGUCGGCCGGCGAUCGUCCUAAGGAUCACCUUUACGAAAAGCACCCUGUCAGCUCAGCAAACGGGUCGCACAUGCUGGUCGCCCGUGCUGUUCAGGCUUACAACAAUAUCAGUGAAGAAAUCAUCAACAUUGAGCAGGAUACCGAGCGCCCGGCCGUCUGCGACCUGCUCUUUACCUCCAGGCCAGAGCACACCUCACUUUUUGCAACUCCAAGUCAGCCUGCGAUCUCCUUAACGACCACCUUUACAGCAAGCAGAACAACAAGUAGACUGGACACCGUGUCAAGACAUCAGUGGGGCUGGUCACGUUGGCCAGACUCACAAGACCACCCGGCAGGAGAUUGUCUACGUGAGCAAUAUGCCAAGGGCUUGGGACAGCGGCCAAAUGGAGAGGAGACCCUGCUGUCAGUUGUGGCGAUGAUGGAGGAACAGCCUCCUAGUUUUCACAGCAGCGAUGCCCUGCUACCGUUCCAUCAGCAAGUCGUGCAGAUCACCGAGUAUCUGACCUUCUCCCCGCUGAGGCCAUGGUUCGCUGUUGGUCAUUCUGAAGACACGACAUUGUGUUUGACAAUCAGACGGCAUUCCGCUCAACCAAGUGAUCACUAUUCCUGCGUGCACGGGAUGGGCAGCCAGCGUCGGUAUCUGUUGCUGCUGACUCCGAAUCGUGACUACUCGGCGGUCCAGGCCGAUGAAGUACGGCUCACGAGUGUGUCUGUGGACCAUCGCAAUGCAUCACCUCGUCUUGCCGAAGUGAUGUUGGGGCAUAUCAAACAACUCUCGCAGAUCGACCUCGCUGGGAUGCCAACCCCAGCUAAGAAGGCGCGGCUGAUCUGUUCAUCAGCGAUCAACAUGCGCGACUUUGACGUUGAAUCACCAUUGUCACUUUCGCACGGCUCUCGUUACAAAUCCCACGCGAACAUCACCUCGCAAAACCACCACGGCCAAUCGUCGAUCGCUGCUGCGCGACCAGCAUACAUUCCGACUCCAACAGCUGCAUACCAUACGAACUUCGGCGCCGAUCGAUCCUCCACCAUGGAAAAGCCUUCUGCCUUACAAGAACACCCUACAAUCCUGCCACACACGACAGAGACUACCAACGCCAUCUGCUCGUCUCCGUCAGCCUGCGCCGAGCGAAUGUUCCUCGCGCUGUACACACUGGACAUUUUGUCUAUGGCACUCGAUUCAGCGGCAGACCAAUGUCCAAAGCAUGUCUUCAGUGGUCCACUGGAGGAAAAGCUCGAGCGAGGUGUGCAUGAUUUGCAGCUUUGCUUGGCGAACAUGAGGGCUGAGUUGGAGGUCAUGGAGGCUGCGGCACAAACAAGGCACAGGUCAUCAGUCACAAACGGGGUUUCGAGGAGAGCCGUCGACCAAAGAGAUAUUCAGAAGGAAGCGUUGGCUGAGGCGAUGGAUGAAUGCAUGCAUCAAGUGGACGGCCAUGUGACGGACAGCAUUUGCAUAGAAUUGCAACAAUAA
Molecule: messenger RNA, 4086 nt
Organism: Pseudocercospora fijiensis CIRAD86
Lineage: Eukaryota; Fungi; Ascomycota; Dothideomycetes; Mycosphaerellales; Mycosphaerellaceae
Exons: 22
Coding region: 1-4086 (1361 amino acids)
Source: RefSeq, a predicted model, not a curated record